Aureobasidium musti is the source of this 345-nucleotide messenger RNA. The record is from the annotation of a GenBank genome assembly. Lineage: Eukaryota; Fungi; Ascomycota; Dothideomycetes; Dothideales; Saccotheciaceae.
AUGUCAGCAGUUGGUCCAAACCCUGGACCUGCAGUCAUGAGUCACGGUAGAGCCUUGGCCAUGUUCGGCCCGCCAGAAUCUCACACCGAGUCGAUGCCCAGGACUGAACGCGAGUAUCGUGAGCGAGACACUCUCAAUCCUCCAACCGUUGCCAUCCUGUCCGAGGAAGAACAGUGGGCUCUGUUCACCAAGGACAAAUGCCUUCCGUACACGGAGAUGCUCGUCAGCGAGUAUGUCAAACGCGUAAAGGCCAAGGCAAACGUUGACAAGACCAAGACUUCUGACUCUUCUCACAAAGAAGAAUCAAGCACUGGAGGUUGGCCAGAUGUUGAGGGUCACGACUAG